AGAGACUCUUCUUCUACUGAACGCAGGUUCAUGACUUCAGCCUUGUGUCUGAUGGGCUCUCAGGAGGAGAACACUGCAACCCCUCAUCUUUAACUUCAUAAAUAAACUUCACUGGAUAUAUCAGCACCUGCACAGAGGAGGGGGAUCCAUGAGCCAGGGCAGGACCACUGUUGUCUCAUAGAUCAGGUGCAGCUCUGACUGAGGUGGCCAUGUCGUCGCAAGGCCACAGCACGCUCACUUUGGCCGUGGCCCUCUGCUUCCUGCCUUGCAUCACUUCCUCCCUCAACCUGGAGGACCCCAAUGUCUGCAGCCACUGGGAGAGUUACUCGGUGACGGUGCAGGAGUCGUACGCCCACCCCUUUGAUCAGAUUUACUACACCAGCUGCACCGACAUCCUCAACUGGUUUAAGUGCACCCGACAUAGGGUGAGCUAUCGGAUAGCCUAUCGGAGAGGAACCAAGACCAUGUACCGGAGGAAGUCCCAGUGCUGCCCGGGCUUCAACGAGAACGGAGAGAUCUGUGCACCUCAUUGUGCAGAGAGCUGUGUUCACGGCCGUUGUAUCGCCCCCAACACCUGCCAGUGUGAGCCGGGCUGGGGGGGCUCCAACUGCUCCAGUGCCUGUGACAGUGACCGCUGGGGCCCCCACUGCAGCAACCGAUGUCAGUGCCAGAACGGCGCCCUGUGCAACCCCAUCACCGGAGCGUGCAUCUGCCUCCUGGGGUACAGAGGGUGGCGCUGCGAGGCCCAGUGUGAGGUGGGCACCUAUGGAAACGGAUGCCAGCAGAAAUGCCAAUGCCAGAACGGAGCCGCCUGUCACCACGUCACCGGAGAGUGCAAGUGCUCACCGGGAUACACCGGAGCGUUCUGUGAAGACCUGUGUCCUCCAGGUAAACACGGGCAGCAGUGUGAGGAGAGGUGUCCGUGUCAGAAUGGAGGCGUGUGUCACCAUGUGACCGGAGAGUGCGCCUGUCCUGCAGGGUGGAUGGGUACAGUGUGUGGACAGCCGUGUCCAGAGGGGAGAUUUGGACAGAACUGUUCCCAGGAAUGUCAGUGUCACAACAACGGCUUCUGUGUGUUGUCCACGGGACUGUGUGUCUGCAGCCCCGGAUACACCGGAGAGCGGUGCCAGGAGGAGUGUCCGGUUGGUACUUUCGGUGCCGGCUGUGCCAAGACGUGUCAAUGCAAGAACAACGGAAAGUGCUACCACACCAACGGGAUGUGCCUGUGUGAGCCCGGAUACACAGGGGAGACAUGUGACGUCCGACUGUGCCCUGAGGGACGCUACGGCCUCCGCUGCGACAGGAAGUGCCCGUGCUACGCCCACAACACACGCAGCUGCCACCCGAUGUCGGGGGAGUGCACGUGUCGGCCCGGUUGGUCCGGACUCUACUGCAACGAGACGUGCACCCCGGGGUUCUACGGGGAGUUGUGCCAGCAGGUGUGCCGGUGCCAGAACGGUGCCGACUGCCACGGCGUGAGCGGAGAGUGCAUCUGUGCUCCGGGCUUCACGGGUCCCACCUGUUCGCUGCCCUGCCCGGCAGGAACCCAUGGAGCGGACUGCUCCUCCACCUGCAGCUGCAAGAACCGAGCUCAGUGUUCACCUGCGGACGGAUCCUGCUCCUGCACACCAGGCUGGCACGGGGUGGACUGCUCCAUCAACUGCCCCAGUGGGCGGUGGGGUCUGGGCUGUAACCGGACCUGCCUGUGUGUGAACGGAGCUGCCUGCAACGUUCUGGACGGCCGCUGUAGCUGCGCCGCGGGCUGGAGAGGAGAGCGCUGCCAGCUGCACUGCCAGGACGGCACCUAUGGUCUGGACUGUCAGGAGCGCUGUGACUGCAGCCAUGCUGAUGGGUGUCACCACUCUACGGGCCACUGCCGCUGCCUGGCUGGAUGGACCGGUAUCCACUGUGACAGUGUGUGUGCAGAGGGUCGCUGGGGUCCGAACUGCUCCCUCUCCUGUAACUGUAAGAACGGGGCGUCCUGCUCUCCGGACGAGGGCACCUGUGAGUGUGCUCCGGGAUUCAGAGACACCACCUGUCAGAGGAUCUGCUCUCCAGGAUACUUCGGGCACCGCUGCAGUCAGACGUGUCCUCAGUGUGUGCACAGCAUCGGGCCGUGUCACCACGUCUCGGGACAGUGUGACUGUCUGCCGGGCUUCAGGGGGGCGCUGUGCAACGAGGUGUGUCCCAGCGGUCACUUUGGGAAGAACUGUGCGUGGAGCUGCAGCUGCACCAACAACGGCACGUGCAACCCCAUCGACGGAUCCUGUCAGUGCUACCCGGGAUGGAUCGGCAGCGACUGCUCCCAGCUCUGUCCCCCCGGUCAGUGGGGGCCCAACUGCAUCCACACAUGCAACUGUCACAACGGAGCCUACUGCAGCGCGUAUGACGGGGAGUGCAAGUGCACCCCGGGGUGGACCGGCCUCUACUGCACACAACGCUGUCCGCUGGGCUUCUACAGUAAGGACUGUUCUCAGAUCUGCCAGUGCAGGAACGGAGCGGACUGUGAUCACAUCUCGGGACUGUGCACCUGCCGCACCGGCUUCAUGGGACGCCACUGUGAACAGAAGUGUCCGGCUGGCUCGUACGGUUACGGCUGCCGUCAGGUCUGUGACUGUCUGAAUAACUCCACGUGUGAUCACAUGACCGGAACAUGUUACUGCAACCCGGGCUGGAAGGGGGCUCGCUGUGACCAAGCUGGUGUGGUGGUGGGCAGCCUCAACAGUCUGACCAGCGCAGCCAUGCAGGUGGACACGUACCAGAUCGGCGCCAUCGCGGGAAUCAUCGUCCUGGUGCUGCUGGUGCUCUUCCUCCUCCUGCUCUUCAUCAUCUACAGGAAGAAGCAAAAGGUCAAAGAGCCCACCAUGUCGGCGGUGACCUACACCCCUGCCCUGAGGGUCACUUCUGAUUACACAGACGCCCACCCUCCAGCCUGCGAAGGACACCCCAGCAACUACUUCUCCAACCCCAGCUACCACACUCUGACCCAGUGCAUCGGCCCCCAGCAUGUUAACAACGUUCCAUAUGGACCGCUCAAGAACAACCAGCUGUUUGUGAACUUGAAGAAUACAGAGAGGAGGAAACGGCCUCCUCUGUCUGAGCACAGUGGCACACUGCCGGCAGACUUUAAGCAACAGGAGUGCUUCAAUGAGCUGGGAGCCUACGGAGUUGACAGGAGGUACAUGGGGAAGUCGUUACGAGAUCUGAAGGGCACGAUGUAUCACGCCAGCUCCUGCUCCAUCAACAGCUCUGAAAACCCGUAUGCCACCAUCAAGGACCCCCCGCUGCUGACGGCCAAAAACACAGAGUGUGGAUACGUGGAGAUGAAGUCCCCGGCCAGACGGGAUUCACCUUACGCCGAGAUCAGCAACAGCCCCACCCAUAAGCGCAACGUCUACGAAGUUGAGCCGCCUGUAAGCACCAUCCAGAUGCCCGGAGACAGCAAUGGACACGCACUGUUUGGUCAAGAUCUGUACGAUCUACCGAAGAACAGCCACAUCCCGUGUCACUACGACCUCCUGCCGGCCAGAGAGAGCCCCCCCCCAGAGCACAAGGAGCUGGACAAUGAAUGAUGGCUCAGAGACUCAGUAGCUCUCUCCUCCAGGCUCACUGUACACCCACUUGUCCUUGUUGUUGUACUUUGACUCCAUCAUUGUAGAUUUGUAUCUUGACGUUUUUUUCUGAACAAAGUGGGUUUGGAGGUUAGCUUUGAGGUACAGCUGUUAUUUUUUACAGCAAUUUAUAAAGUGCGAUAAAGUCUUCGUAGGUCAUUCCACAUGUCUGGGAAGAAAGGUCUACGUAUGCUCUGACUGCCGCAGUUCGUAUGAUGUGUUGUCCCAUCCGUGAUAUCUGUCUCUCUGUUCCAAAUGUUAACUUUUGGCGGGCUGAAACGCCUCCUUCUGACUGCCUGUCUCCAACAAAUCGGUCUUUCGCUUGUCUCGUAGUCGUGACGCGACAAUUCUUACAAACCACCACACGCCGUUGAAGCGUUGUGGUGGUUUAACGUACAAAAAGUGACCUUCUCAUCCCUCCGCACGCUGUCUACACCUCGUAAGAGCGGGAUUGUUUGGAAAAGUUACAGGACCUGUGGUUUCAGAUGUCGUUAAAUCUUCUAUCAAGUGAACUAAAGCCUUUCUGAUGUUUGCAUAUAACAUUCAAUAACUGUCAAAUCUCUAUGUUCGUAACAAAGCGAUUAGAAGAACUGCUCAUGUUAUUCCGUAUUAGCAACUUCAUCAAAGAUUAGAUGUCUGUUGAAGUUUCGUGAGGAAGAGUAGUAGCAUCAAGCGGCUGAGAGUGUUCGAUGUUAACCAAAGGUCCGUUUUGUCAGGGUAGUUCAAAGCUCUGCUAAUAAUCUGUUCUGACAACAACAAACCUUACAUAACAAAUAUCAUAUCAUACCUCUGGGACACGUGUUGCCAUUCCCAGUAGUAUUCCCAGUUCAUCUUCCGACCAGUCGAUGCAUUAGAAUGGAUGCUUGCUGUACUGCACGGAUUUCUGAUUUGAUUUCAAGAUUGAUUUGUUAAUCGCAGUUUAUUCCCUAUCAUUAUAAAGGGUGUGGCUAGUGUUAGCAGGACCGCUUCGACCACAGUGUUGCAUCAAAUGGACGACAGCCAUUGUUAGCUAGCUUUGCUAUUGUUUACGGUACCAAAUCAUUACAAACUACUGCUCUAUAAAAUAAACGGUGGCUUCUUUCUGACACCUUUUAUAGAGGUAUGUUUCUUAAAUAGGGACCAAAACCCACAACUACAACUUGUAUUUGCAUAUUGCUGUGCUGGAUACGUAGCCAAGACGGCAGUCGCUGAGUGUGAGAAGACUCCAGACUCUACUUUUUGACCGUUACGAGUAGCGAUACUUGUAGUAUAGUGCUCUGCAGUUUGCCGUACUUUGCAUUGGUAUGAACUCAUGCACUCAAAACAGCAAAUGGUAGUACAGAAGACACAUAACAAGCGAUAAUGACAUCUGUGUGACACGCUAAAAGAAGAAAAGCUACUAGAUAUGGUACGUUUUCAUUUCCGUGAACACGUCAGAUCGGUACUUGUGUGAUGGGUUGAUGAUAGACAUGGAUUUGGUUAAUGGUCUCAGAAAAAUGCUUCUGGAAAUACGUUUCUUCUGUGCUCAUUGUUUUGAUGUCCUAAAUAACUUGAAUGGAAAGACAUAACCUGGGGCUUCACACUGACCAACCUGGACUUUAAAAACCUUGGUACACAUUUCUUCCAUUUGCUAAAGACCCGUCUCAUCAACAAUAUGCUAACUUUCACCCUAAGAACUUGACAAUCUGUCGCCCGGCGCUUCCUCUCAUCUCAACUUUAACCGUGUGAGGCUUAGUCUUGGAUAUCCGCUGUAUUUACCAAACUAGGACAAAGGAGUACGCAUUAUGGACGUUCUCUCUUAUUUAUGUGAAGAUGUUAAUGGGUGAUGAAGAUCCCAUGCAUAUUAUGGGAGGCCUCUGUGUGUUUCAGCAGGAUUAUUCCCAGUAAAAGUCUCUUUAUUCUUUUUGUGCCAGGUGAUUACUGCACCCCUUUAUACAUUAUGUCUAUACCAGCUUUGGUUUUCCCCUCCUGUGCGCAUGAAACCUUGCUUUAUUAUUUAGAAUGCUGUGUAUCUGGUCAAGAUUUUUGCUGACUCUUGCUUCUUCUUAAUUGCUUCUUGCACCAAAUACCAAAGAGGGCUUGCUCUUCUUUUUGGUUGUUCAGCUCCAUGCAGUAGUAAAAUGGUGGUUACCAAACUGGUGCUCGACCAAUCCACGUUGACGGCACUGCUGGUGACCUUUGCAAGUUCCUGAACCUUGCUUUUAGUGUCACCUUCUGAGCAGUGCUCGAAUAUUCCAGAUGUGCUUACUGUUGUUGUGUUGCUUGUCAAUCUUUAUAGACAACGACAAUCCCCGGAAGAACCUGGAACCUUGUUUUUCCUCCCGAUCAAAGCCUAAAGUAGUCCCCAAAGCAGGCAAAGUAACAAUGAAGGAGACCAGUGUCUCUUUCUGUUUCUGCGCUGGUGAGCAGCUACUUGUAAAUUCCCUCAAUCGUUAAAGUGUAUGGUUUGGUGGCGAGAGUUUCCCGCAGUAACCAUAUGAAGACUUUCACAAUGACACCAGUACGUCUUUGCCUCGUCCCAUAGUACCAUACUAUCAAACAGCCCCGUACCACCAAUAAACCAGCCAUCUGUACAAUAAGACCUAACACACUGUGCAAUGAAAGGGCUAAACAUAUCUAAUGAAAGGAAAGCUGAAGCUGGACUUUGGCCCUUUUUGAAAGGAACAUUUUACAUUGAUUAUCUCUAAUAAACAUCCUGAUAUAGAUGUUGCUUUGAAUGAUUGUGUGCUUUCUGUUUGUCUUUCCUGUAUUCUGAAUUGCUUAAAAUGUCAACUCGUCUUAAGCUAUUCUGAGUUUAUUUGAAAUGUUUGUAAAAUAAUGUAUAUAAUUUGAUCAGUUCUGUGUAAAUCUUCACCCUGCGUCUUACGUCUGCGAUUGAAAACAGCGAUACAUGUAGCAUCUGGAUUAGUACAAAAACAACGAUUAUGAAAUGAUGAUAGAUGUUGGACUUCCUCUGUGCUCUGUUCCUUUACUUGUCUACCGGAGUACUGUGUAUUUAAAGGACCACUGAUGUUUGCUCUGGAAGGAAUGCUUGGGAUUCAUCAGAUUGAUCUGUUUCUUGACUCUUAAUCGGUUUCCCCCAAUAAGGUGACAAUGGUUUAGGCACUGGGCGGGUUCGAUUACACUUUUUGGGUUUUGAUUUUUUCAUUAUAGUGCUUUUUGUGCAAAUGCUUUGGAAUAAAAUGACAUAAUAUGAUACAAAGAA
Molecule: messenger RNA, 6795 nt
Organism: Eleginops maclovinus (Patagonian blennie)
Lineage: Eukaryota; Metazoa; Chordata; Actinopteri; Perciformes; Eleginopidae
Gene: megf10
Product: multiple EGF-like-domains 10
Exons: 25
Coding region: 210-3572 (1120 amino acids)
Biological process (GO): heterophilic cell-cell adhesion
Molecular function (GO): scavenger receptor activity; protein binding
Source: RefSeq, a predicted model, not a curated record